Molecule: messenger RNA, 276 nt
Organism: Paramuricea clavata
Lineage: Eukaryota; Metazoa; Cnidaria; Anthozoa; Malacalcyonacea; Plexauridae
Source: the annotation of a GenBank genome assembly
AUACCAGGUAGCUUUGGGUAUUGUAAACCUGCGACAUUGUGACAUCCUAUCUCUGGGUAUCCAACCCCCUAAAGACCCAGCAAGGGAAUACAAGGACGUGUUCAAUGGUUCAUCAGGUAAAAUACCAGACACAUACAAGAUUGUGGUCGACAGCGCUGCGCAACCUGCAGUCCACCCGCCACGACGAGUGUCAGAGGCCUUGGGUUCACGUAUAAAAUCGGAACUGGAUAAGUUAGUUGAACGUAAAGUGAUCGUUCCAGUGACCAAACCAACACA